Lotus japonicus is the source of this 864-nucleotide messenger RNA. RefSeq names its product E3 ubiquitin ligase BIG BROTHER-related-like. The record is from RefSeq and is a predicted model, not a curated record. Lineage: Eukaryota; Viridiplantae; Streptophyta; Magnoliopsida; Fabales; Fabaceae. The transcript has a single exon. The coding region runs from base 90 to 695 and encodes 201 amino acids.
CUUUCAUCUCCUCAAAUACCACAAUCACUUUGUUCUGAUCCCAAACCAUCAAUUCUGUCUGUUAAGUGCUAACCCCUUUUUGUCCUUCAAUGGAACAUGAAGACAAACAAUCUCAAUCUCCUGAGAAAACCCCAUACACUCAACUUGAGCAAGCUAACUCUGAUUUUAUGCUAGCAAUUGGCUUGCAAGAGCAAGAUGGAGCAUUCACAGCACUUGCAACAUUUGAAAGUGAUACUGAGGGUGAUUCUUCUUCUGAUAAUAAUGAUUAUGAUAAUGAUGCUGACUUUUUCCUGAGCCAAGAGUUUGAAUCAGACCUUCAGUUUCUUGAGAGUGAAGGAAGCAGUGAUGAUGUGGAAAUGGAAGAAGAAGAUGAUGAUGAUGGCAUUGAUGUGGAUGAACUCACUUAUGAAGAGUUGAUUGAGUUGGGAGAUUUUAUAGGAAAAGAGAAGAGAGGACUAAGGGCCAACGAAAUUGCUUCAUGCUUGCACUCUCAAAAUUACCAUGUGGAAAGCAAAAGUGGUACUACUGAUCUUUGUGUAAUUUGUCAGGUUGAAUAUGAAGAAGGUGAAGCCCUGGUGGCACUUCAAUGUGACCACCCUUAUCAUACAGAUUGCAUAAGCAAGUGGCUUCAAAUCAAGAAGGUUUGCCCAAUUUGCAGCAGUGAAAUUUCGGUUCCCAAGAAUAUGAUGAAUUAAAGAUCCUUUCAUUGUUUAGAUAGCAAUUGUGAAAUUUGUGUGUAGAAAAGUUGUGCAAUCUGAAUUUGAAUGAAAAUAGUUCACAAAAUAAAAUCAGCACAUAUACUUUGUAACAUAACGAACGACAUAAGAUUGAUGUUUCAUGAUAGACAAUUGUUUGAAAAUCAAA